ACAUUCUGAAUGCGAUUGUUCGCACGUUCAGUUCAGUUUCUGUUUAGUUCAGUCGCGUGUGUGCAUCGCUUCGAGUCGGUGGCCGGUGGUCGUUGGUCGGCGGUUUGUGGCUAUAUAGCGCAUCUAUCAUGUGAUUAAAAUCGGUCCGGCAUCCGAGAAGACAACAUCUGUGUUCGAGCACGUAUCGGCGUCGGCAUCGCCAUAGCCAUUGCCGCAGCUAUAGCUGAACUGACUCACCGCGACCGCCGGACAGACAGUGGAAUCAACUGUUUUCGGGGGCGAUGAUGGCAGUGCUUGCCUCGCUCUUUCUGCUCGUCACGCUGGCCAGCUCAGCCCGUGCCAUUACCUGCUACGAGUGCGAUUCCGUCAAUAAUCCAGGGUGUGGGGAGCGAUUCGUGGGCGAUGACAUAUCCACGACGGAUUGCGACGUGGUGGCGAACAUGCGAUCCCUGGGAGCGGAGGCCACUUGCCUCACCAAGUACCACGAGGGAAUGCCAGGAGACACGCGCUUCGUGAGGCGCUCCUGCUACUUUGGCGAUGCCUCACCGACAGGCAUUAGUUGCGACGAUGGACCAGAUCCGGUGGUGCCCUUCAUGAAUUUCCUGGGCUGCACACUCUGCAACACGGACUUGUGCAACGCAGCAGCUGGAUUAUCCACUCUUCCUUUGGCCAGUGCCCUUUCGGUGCUCGGACUGCUGAUCCUACUUGCGAACUAGGAAAAAGCGGAAGUGGAGGUGGAACAGCGGUCGUAUUUCAAUGUUUCCUAUUAAACAUAAUCUACUUCAGCAUUUAAGAUUGUUGUUUUCUUGUCCAACUUACUAACAUUCAACACGACACACAUUAUACACAUUGAGCGCGAACUUUAACCCCAUAUUCGUACAUCAAUAGGGCAGAUGGCUUAUGUUGCAAAUUUAACUACACAGGAGAAUCAAAAAGCUAAUUUUUUAUAUUUAUUCUUUUUAUUUUUAUUUUCUUUCCAUUGUUUUUAUACAGCCACUAAAAUGAUUUAACAUACAUAUAUAUUUAUAUAAUAUAAUUAUACUUGUUUGAUUUAAUAUAAUUUAUUGAAUAAAAUUUACUCGUCCCUACUCUA
Molecule: messenger RNA, 1093 nt
Organism: Drosophila erecta
Lineage: Eukaryota; Metazoa; Arthropoda; Insecta; Diptera; Drosophilidae
Exons: 3
Coding region: 282-716 (144 amino acids)
Biological process (GO): regulation of synaptic transmission, cholinergic; sleep; positive regulation of voltage-gated potassium channel activity
Source: RefSeq, a predicted model, not a curated record